This is a messenger RNA of Prosopis cineraria, 2134 nucleotides long. Its product is annotated as sterol 3-beta-glucosyltransferase UGT80B1. Lineage: Eukaryota; Viridiplantae; Streptophyta; Magnoliopsida; Fabales; Fabaceae. The record is from RefSeq and is a predicted model, not a curated record. The transcript has 16 exons. Bases 389 to 1834 code for a protein of 481 amino acids.
ACCAGACCGGUGGCUUAGCGAACUUUCUCGUUGCCGUGAUUGAUUUAUCCUGGUCUGAGGGUCGUUGUUUCCUGCGAUACGGUUAGACAUGGCGAGAGAAAAACCAAUAGCAGUGUUCAUGGCCUUCGGUACUAAAGGCGACGUGUAUCCUAUCGCUUUGUAUGGCUUAACGAUUGGCUUUGUUAUUUCCGGGAAUAAAAGUUUUCGCCUUUGGUUCAACUUUAUGCGGGAAAUUUGUAGAAGGUUAACCGUUAAUACCUCAGGUUUCUGAAAGACUCGUACUUAUCAAUGGAAGUUGCGGAACUACGCUAAUUCGUGAAAAUGUUUUGGACAUUAUUGCUGGUCAGUGGUCAAACAGAGUUUCACCGUUGUAGCUGGUGUUUUCCAGAUGGCCAUUGCUGCAGCUUUUGCUUCUGACCAGAAACAGUACAAUGUCAUUCUAAUAAGUCAUUCAGCGCAUGAGAGUUUAAGUUCUCACCUGGCUGAGAAGCAUGUUGAAUAUUGUUCUGUUUCAUCACCACCAGUUCUUUCUGUUGAUCAGAAUAAUGGCAUUUCAGGGGUAUCAGAGCCAUCCUUUGCCCUGCAGAAACAGAUCGUUACACGAGAUCACAGAAAAGAGUGCUAUUCUGCAGUUGAAAGGAUAUUUGGAGAGGGCCAAUGCCUGGAGGGUGACCUUAUUGUGAUUAAUUUUUUUGCACUGGAAGGCUGGAGCCUUGCAGAACUUUUUCAUGUCCGUUGCAUAUUAGCUGCACCCUACGUUGUUCCAUACAGUGCACCUGCAUCAUUUGAGCGCCAAUUCUGCAAGGAGCUUCCUCUUUUGUAUAAGUAUCUCAAUGAUGGUCCAUGUGACAAGGUCUGCUGGGAGGAUGUGAUUCACUGGAUGUGGCCUCUUUUCACUGAACACUGGGGAUCAUGGAGAUAUGAUGAUUUACAUCUGAGUCAAUGCCCUUUCACUGAUCCCGUAACAGGCGUCCCUACUUGGCAUCAUAGGCCUCAAUCUCCACUUGUGAUGUAUGGAUUUAGUAAAGAAGUGGUUGAAUGCCCUGCAUAUUGGCCAUCAAAAGUACGGGUUUGUGGCUUUUGGUUCCUCCCUAUGGAAUGGCAGUUUACAUGUACACUGUGCAGAGAAGUAUCAAUAGUUGGCUCGUCAGAACAUAAACGUGCUAAAGAUCAGUUAUGUCUCAGACAUGUACAAUUGCAAAACUUUAUAAAGACUACACCAAUUUUUGUUGGGUUAAGUUCUAUAGGAAGCAUGGGUUUUCUGAAAGACCCUCGUACGUUUAUUUGUGUUCUUCAGACUGUUCUGGUGAUGGCAAGUUUCAGAUUUAUUCUUUUUACAGCGGGGUAUAAACCUUUAGAAUCAGUGGUUCACAUGUUCGCUGAUGAAACGUCAAAUCAGAGAUGUCUAAGUGAAGAUUGUGUUGCUCUUUUCAGUGGGCGACUUCUUUGCUUUUCUGGAUCCAUGCCAUAUCAUUGGCUUUUCCCAAAAUGUGCUGCUGUAAUUCACCAUGGAGGCAGUGGAACUACUGCAGCUGCGUUGCGGGCAGGUACACCACAGGUUGUGUGUCCUUUCAUGUUAGAUCAGUUUUAUUGGGCUGAGAGAACAUAUUGGCUUGGUGUUUCAUCAGAACCACUCCAUAGAAACCAUCUGCUUCCUGAUAAAAAUGAUGAGAGAAGUGUCCAGGAAGCUGCACAUGCACUUUCAUCAGCAAUACACAAUGCAUUAUCGCCUAAGGUCAAAGCACGUGCGGCUGAAAUUGCUGAAAGAAUAUCACACGAGGAUGGUGUAUCAGAGGCAGUUAAGGCCCUCAAGGAAGAGCUAGGUUUAGUUUGAGACACACAAGGCAAUUACAUCAUUUCCAAGUAUUAACACAUCAUUUUUCCUUCAUUGUUACUUCGAAUUCAUGUUGGGAAAACAUAUGUUUAUCUUAGCUGUGACAGCAUCAAGUUAUUUUUGACAUUUUCUUUCAAGAAGCCCCUUCUUGGAUACUAGAUGUAGAAUUUUAAAUUAUACUUCUGCUUUGUUAUGUGACCAAAUGUUUUAGUUCAUUGGUCUUUUCCGUUUUUUUUCCCCCUAGAUAGCUAAUGAACUUUUCUAUACCAUUAUUUUUUGCCAGAAAAUUUAUUAUAGUAA